Molecule: messenger RNA, 2428 nt
Organism: Nestor notabilis (Kea)
Lineage: Eukaryota; Metazoa; Chordata; Aves; Psittaciformes; Psittacidae
Gene: RASGRF2
Product: Ras protein-specific guanine nucleotide-releasing factor 2
Exons: 17
Molecular function (GO): guanyl-nucleotide exchange factor activity; protein binding
Source: RefSeq, a predicted model, not a curated record
AUGGUGGCAUUUCCAGGUUUGCAUUACUUUACUGUUCUUUUUGGCCAUGAAGGGCAGAAGCCACUGGAGCUGCGUUGUGAUGAUGAAGCUGAUGGAGAUGAAUGGGUAGAAGCUAUUCACCAAGCUAGUUAUUCAGAUAUUCUGAUUGAAAGGGAGGUGUUAAUGCAGAAGUACAUUCAUCUUGUCCAGAUUGUCGAGACCGAAAAGAUUGCGGCUAAUCAGCUUCGACAUCAGCUUGAAGAUCAAGACACAGAAAUUGAAAGACUUAAAUCUGAGAUUGUAGCUCUCAACAAAACAAAAGAAAGAAUGCGACCUUAUCAAGGCAACCAGGAAGAUGAGAACCCAGAUAUUAAAAAAAUUAAAAAGGUCCAGAGCUUUAUGCGGGGGUGGUUAUGUAGAAGAAAAUGGAAGACUAUUGUCCAAGAUUAUAUUUGUUCUCCCCAUGCAGAAAGCAUGAGAAAAAGGAAUCAGAUAGUUUUUAACAUGGUGGAGGCUGAAUCUGAAUAUGUACAUCAACUUUAUGUUCUUGUGAACUGUUUUCUGCGGCCCUUAAGAAUGGCUGCAAGUUCAAAGAAGCCACCUAUCAGUCAUGAUGAUGUUAGUAGCAUUUUCCUCAACAGUGAAACUAUCAUGUUUCUUCAUGAGAUAUUUCACCAAGGCUUAAAAGCAAGAAUAGCUAACUGGCCUACAUUAAUCCUAGCUGAUCUAUUUGACAUUCUACUGCCAAUGCUGAACAUAUAUCAAGAAUUUGUUCGGAAUCAUCAAUAUAGUCUACAAGUACUGGCAAACUGUAAGCAAAACAGAGAUUUUGACAAACUCUUGAAGCAAUAUGAAGCCAACCCAGCAUGUGAGGGGCGAAUGCUGGAAACUUUCCUUACUUACCCCAUGUUUCAGAUUCCUAGAUAUAUUAUAUCACUUCACGAACUACUGGCUCACACACCACAUGAACAUGUUGAGCGAAAAAGCCUUGAAUUUGCUAAAUCUAAACUAGAAGAACUUUCAAGGGUGAUGCAUGAUGAAGUGAGUGACACAGAAAACAUCAGGAAGAAUCUAGCCAUAGAAAGAACGAUAGUAGAAGGCUGUGAUAUAUUACUAGAUACCAGUCAAACCUUUAUACGCCAAGGUUCCCUUAUUCAAGUUCCUUCAGUUGAAAGGGGAAAACUUAGUAAAGUUCGUCUGGGAUCAUUAUCUUUGAAGAAAGAAGGAGAAAGGCAGUGCUUCUUAUUUACAAAACAUUUUUUAAUUUGUACAAGAAGUUCAGGAGGAAAACUGCAUCUGCUCAAGACAGGAGGUGUUCUGUCUUUAAUAGAGUGCACACUGAUCGAGGAGACAGAAGCAAGUGAUGAUGAUUCAAAAGGUUCUGGACAAGUGUUUGGACACCUUGAUUUCAAGCUUGUAGUUGAACCUACAGAUGCUCCUUCUUUUACUGUUGUCCUUUUAGCCCCAUCACGACAGGAGAAAGCUGCAUGGACAAGUGAUAUAAGUCAGUGCAUUGAUAAUAUAAGGUGCAAUGGUUUAAUGACCAUAGUGUUUGAAGAAAACUCUAAAGUCACAGUGCCACAUAUGAUAAAAUCUGAUGCUCGUCUUCAUAGAGAUGACAUUGAUAUCUGCUUCAGCAAAACACUGAAUUCCUGCAAAGUACCCCAAAUCCGUUAUGCAAGUGUUGAGCGCCUUUUGGAGCGGCUGACAGAUCUGCGAUUUCUAAGUAUUGAUUUUCUGAAUACUUUCUUGCAUACUUACCGCAUAUUUACUACUGCAGCUGUGGUGUUGGAAAAACUUUCAGACAUAUACAGACGGCCCUUUACUUCUAUUCCUGUCAGGUCUCUGGAGUUGUUCUUUGUUACUAGUCAAAACAAUAGAGGAGAGUACCUGGCUGAUGGGAAGUCACCACAUCUCUGUCGCAAGUUUUCUUCUCCUCCUCCCUUGUCACUCUCCAGAACGUCCUCACCCGUCAGAGCCCGAAAACUGUCAUUGACCUCACCACUGAAUUCAAGGAUUGGUGCCCUUGACCUCUCUGCUUCAUCUGUGGCAAGCAGUCCUACCUCAACCUACAGCCCAGCCACUUCCCCACCACCAUCGGGUAGCAAAGUACCACUGGACCUUAGCAAAGGGCCCUCGUCACCUGAGCAAAGCCCUGGCUCCAUAGAGGACAGCUUGGAGAACCCUAGGGUUGACCUCUGUAACAAGUUGAGGAGAAGCAUUCGAAGAGCAGCAGUUCUAGAGUCUAUGUCAGUGGACCGGACAAUUCCUGAAAGCACCUCAGCAGUGGACACCACAGAGCUUUCCCCAUGUAGAUCCCCUUCGACACCACGUCACCUCCGCUAUCGUCAGCCAGGAGUCCAAACUGCUGACAACACCCACUGUUCAGUCUCUCCUGCAUCUGCUUUUGCCAUUGCUACAGCUGCAGCAGGGCACGGGAGUCCACCAG